This is a messenger RNA of Puma concolor (puma), 1953 nucleotides long. Lineage: Eukaryota; Metazoa; Chordata; Mammalia; Carnivora; Felidae. The record is from RefSeq and is a predicted model, not a curated record.
AUGGGAGGAUAUGGCAAAAAAAGAGGUCGUAGUAAAAAAUGGAGGGAAAUGCUGAAGCUGCCCCCUGUCAGCCAGUGCAGCGAGCUUAGAUGUUCCAUUGAAAAGGAUUAUAACAGCCUUUGUGACAAGCAGCCAAUAGGAAGACUUCUCUUCAGGCAAUUCUGUGAUACAAGACAUGAUCUAAAGAUAUACAUCAAAUUCCUAGACGUAGUGGCAGAAUAUGAAGUGGCUGAUGACGAAGACCACAGAAGUUAUGGACUGUCCAUCUUAGACACGUUCUUCAGUGCUGCUGAGACGGAAAGAUCUAAAAAGGUGGACAACACAAAAUCGGCAGCCCCUUUACCAGAAAUACCUUCACCUGUCUUGAAAGAAUGUAGGUUGAGACUGAAGGAGAACCCCUCCAAGGAUGUCUUUGAGGAGUGCACCAGAUUUGUUCAUAACUAUUUAAGUGGAGAACCAUUUGAAGAAUAUCAAGAAAGUUCAUAUUUUUCUCGAUUUCUACAGUGGAAGUGGCUGGAAAGGCAACCAAUAACAAAGGAUACGUUUAGACAUUACAGAGUUCUAGGAAAAGGCGGAUUUGGGGAGGUCUGUGCCUGUCAAGUGCGAGCUACAGGAAAAAUGUACGCCUGUAAGAAGCUAGCAAAGAAAAGAAUAAAGAGGAGGAAAGGUGAAGCAAUGGCUCUAAAUGAGAAGAGGAUGCUGGAAAAAGUGAAUAGCAGAUUUGUAGUUAGUUUGUCUUAUACUUACGAGACCAAAGACUCCUUGUACUUGGUGCUGACCAUUAUGAAUGGAGGGGACUUAAAGUAUCACAUUUACAACCUGGGCAACCCUGGCUUUGAUGAGCAGAGAGCGAUCUUCUAUGCGGCCGAACUGUGCUGUGGCUUGGAGGACUUACAGAAAGAAAGAAUUGUGUACAGAGACUUAAAGCCUGAGAAUAUCCUCCUCGAUGACAUUGGGCACAUCCGGAUCUCAGACCUGGGUUUAGCCGUGGAGGUCCCGGAGGGCCGGACCGUCCGAGGAAGAGUGGGGACCGUCGGCUACAUGGCUCCUGAAGUUAUCAAUAAUGAAAACUAUACAUUUAGUCCUGAUUGGUGGGGACUUGGCUGCCUGAUAUAUGAAAUGAUUCAGGGACAUUCUCCAUUCAAAAAGUUCAAAGAGAAGGUCAAGCGACAGGAAGUCGAGCGCAGAGUGAAGAAGGACACAGAGGAGUACUCCAGGAAGUUUUCCGAGGACGCCAAGUCCGUCUGCAGGAUGUCUCCGCGCCAGGCUGGCGCCACACGUCCUGCCCUUGCCCGGGAAACGACGCGACUGGGCUUCAGCCAACGGGACAAAGCAGAGCAGUCAUUGUUUGCUUUCUCCAAAGACGCACCUGACAGGGAAGGUGGGGCCAAGGUCAUCAUUUCCUGCAAAAGUAAAGACAAAGCAGCAUCUUCGUUACUCACCAAGAAUCCCAGACAACGGCUGGGCUUCAGCGGUGGAGCAGCGGAAGUGAAGGGACACCCCGUGUUCAAGGACAUUAACUUCAAGAAGCUGGAAGCAAAUAUGUUGGAUCCCCCUUUCUGUCCUGAUCCGAAGGCAGUGUAUUGUAAGGAUGUCGUGGAUAUCGACCAGUUCUCCACGGUGAGGGGAGUCUACCUGGACACCACAGAUGAUACUUUCUACAGCCAAUUUGCCACAGGCUCUGUCUCCAUCCCCUGGCAGAACGAGGUGAUCGAAUCGGGUUGUUUUAAGGACAUCAACGAAAGUGACACUGGAGAAUAUGAGGCACUGGAUCUACAAGAGACACUGAGCCACCCAGUUCCCAAACCAAAGAGAGGCUUCUUCUACAGACUCCUCAGAAGAGGGGGCUGCAUUAGCGGUGUCCCCAGCGACAAGGAAGAGCUGCCCUCAGUGGUGUGACCACUCACUGCAGAGCCGGGCCCCAGCGCCCAGGAGCACGAGCGUGGUGUUUGA